Messenger RNA from Spirodela intermedia, 153 nucleotides. The record is from the annotation of a GenBank genome assembly. NCBI's taxonomy places the organism in Eukaryota, Viridiplantae, Streptophyta, Magnoliopsida, Alismatales, Araceae.
AUGGGUGUGGGGAGAGAAUGGUGGCCUCAUGUAAGGGCUUCUUCGGUUGAUCCUCUUCUUGUUGUGCCAAGAGAGGAGAUUCACGAUCAUCCCCUAUUACUAUCACUACUAGAAGGGGAAGGAGGGAAGAGCUUGGCCACCUAUGGUGUGUGA